CAAAUUGCUGCGCCAGCCUAUAAAAGUUACCGACGGAGGAGAUAAAUCAGACGUUUUUAUUCAAGGUUAAUAUAACAGAGCAAAGAUCCUCCUGUGCAUGACAGACAUGGAUCAAACUGAGGUAGUGAAGCCAGAAACUCUGGAUGAGCUGAUUGCAAUCCUGCACAAGAUCUUCGAGAGUGACUGCAUCAAUGUAGAGGAGGUUCAAAAUAUCAUGGAAUCAUACGAGAGCAAACCUCACGAAUGGAUGAAGUAUGCAAAGUUUGACCAGUACAGGUACACCAGGAAUUUGGUUGAUGAGGGUAAUGGGAAGUUCAACCUCAUGAUUCUCUGCUGGGGUGAAGGACAUGGAAGUAGUAUCCACGACCACACAGACUCCCACUGUUUCAUGAAGCUGCUGCAGGGGCAGCUGAAGGAGACGCUCUUUGACUGGCCAGAUCGCAAAUCACAUGAUAUGGUGCAAAAAUCUCAGAGAAUCCUCCAGGAAAACAAGGUUGCCUAUAUCAAUGACUCCAUUGGUCUGCAUCGUGUGGAGAAUGUCAGUCACACAGAGUGUGCUGUGAGUUUGCACCUUUACAGUCCCCCAUUUGAGACGUGCCAGACCUUUGACCAGCGAACGGGACACAAGAACACAGUAAAGAUGACCUUCUGGAGCAAAUAUGGAGAAAGGACCCCACUUACCACAAUUUCACAAGAGAACAAUUAGACGUCGCAUAGAGGGGCUCCAGCUGAUGAAGACAUUUGCAUUUAGAACAAUGCCAUGAAAUUGAUUUAAGGGAAACUGCUGAGAAGCCAUGAAAAAGUGGACCCACGAUGACUAUGCAACCCAUCUGAAAAUCAGGACUAGACCGGUUCAAAACGGACAAUCCACUAAUUAGAAUGACUUUAUCUUUGCCUGGUUUGAACUUGGCAAACAUGCAGCACAGGACAAAUGCAUGAAUAGGCUUGGAUGUGGAUUGAAUCUGCCUUUUGUUUGCCGGGCCUUAGCACAGCCUCUUUUUCUCCAAUAACAACAUUCCUGUCUGUCCACAACCUGUGUAACUAUACUUAUGUAAAGUUAUUACAUGUAGUCACAUUGGAGCUGUUUUUAAAAGAUGGUAUUUUGUUUUAGAAAUUUUUUAUAUAUAUAUAUGUAAAGUGUGAGAAAAAAAAAAUUUCAUAAAAUUUUUCAUAACAUUUUGAUUCAUGCCACUCAAAACUGUCUUAAACCUGUCGACAUGUAUCGAGGCUUGUGACCAAUAUCUGUACAGUUUAAAUGAAAAGGUCUAUUCUGUUUGCCUUUGAAGUAAGGGAUGUAAAGCUUUAGAGUUUUGCUGUUUUUAAGUGUGAUGCAUGUAAUUUAUUUACAGAAAAUCCUAAACUCUGUGAAGUUUUUUUUUUUUUUUUUUUAAUCGGCAAGUUUUUAAAUCUAUUCUUAUGAAUAGAGCAACAUGGGAAGUAUUUUAUUUUAUAUUAUGAGAGAAAAUGUUUAGAUUAAAACUCAGGAUUUUUAUUUUUUCCUGCAUUUCUAUUGUGUGUAAUUUUUCACAGUGCUGGUUGGUUGUUGCAUAGAAGAUGUCUGUGAUGCAGUAACCCUGACCACCACAAUAGAACAAUAAACAGUUU
Molecule: messenger RNA, 1605 nt
Organism: Cyprinodon variegatus (sheepshead minnow)
Lineage: Eukaryota; Metazoa; Chordata; Actinopteri; Cyprinodontiformes; Cyprinodontidae
Gene: cdo1
Product: cysteine dioxygenase type 1
Exons: 5
Coding region: 98-706 (202 amino acids)
Biological process (GO): L-cysteine catabolic process
Molecular function (GO): ferrous iron binding; cysteine dioxygenase activity
Source: RefSeq, a predicted model, not a curated record